Saccostrea cuccullata (small rock oyster) is the source of this 1272-nucleotide messenger RNA. RefSeq lists its product as uncharacterized. The record is from RefSeq and is a predicted model, not a curated record. Bases 1 to 1272 code for a protein of 423 amino acids. The transcript has a single exon. Lineage: Eukaryota; Metazoa; Mollusca; Bivalvia; Ostreida; Ostreidae.
AUGAUGAGAGAACAGCUUGAAAAAAGGAGAAAUGUAUUGACAGAACGAUCAGAAAAUUUUAGACACUAUUUCGAACAAACGAAAAAUAAAAUUGAAGAACAUCGAAGCCAAACUCAUAAAGACGUUGAUGAGUACUUUGAUGAUGCAGUAAAGACAAUUGAUGAUAAAAUGAAGGAAUAUCACUCCCUCAUAGUAAAAUUACAACGAAGCGUUGAAAUAAAGACCAAGAGAGUAAGCAAAUUUUUGGGGGAAAUAGAAAAUGUAGAAAACGAUCCCUAUAGCAGUGAAAGUUUGAAGAGUCUUUUAAUAUGGAAAACGAACCUCCGAACAAUUGAGGAAGAAGAAGAACCAAGUUUUUCAACAGACAAACCAUUCUUAUCCAGCGGAAAUAAACUUUCCAUAAUGUUUGGUACAUUUACAUACGACAUUCUAGAUACCGGAAAGAAACUAUUGCAUAACAUAGAAAGACAAUUUAAUAUUGAAAAUGAAUACAGAAAUUACUCAAUUAAGGAUAUUUGCUGGUUAAACACGGAUGAAUUUAUAAUGAUCGAUGAUUAUAAGAAAAACAUUCUUUCUGUAAACAUGAAGGGAUAUCCAUUCGAAAUUGAGGGGGAUACUUCACCAAGAAAGGUAGCAUCUGUUGGAAAGCAUGUGUUUUACAUUACUCAUAAUGGCAAAUCUAUUGUAUGUGUUGAUCUAGAGGGAAAAGGCAAUUUCUGGGAGGAAAGUGACUCCAAUCGCAAUCGUUUACAGGCAAAAGAUUUAAUAAUAAGAAAAACUGGUGGUGAAAUGGUUGUUUUGAUGUACUGUUUUGCCAGGAACAGGGGUAAAAUUGUCACAUAUGACCUUGAAACUAAGAAGAAAACCUGUGAAUAUGCUCAUGUUAAAAAAAUGCCACGUAAAAUCUUGUUUCAGGAGCCAGAGUGGAUUGUGGAAAAUAUAAACCGUGAUCUCUGUACAUCAGAUAUAGGAGCAAAAGCUGUCGUCGUUAUUGGUGACAAUGGCGAUUUUCGUUUUCGUUACACUAGCCAUAAUCCUGACACAUUCUCUCCGGGUGGACUUGAUUGUGAUACUAGUGGACUCAUUCUUGUUUGUGACAUCAUUAGUAAUAACAUCCACAUAUUGGACCAAGAUGGAUAUUUUUUGCGAUUCCUUUACGGAAAUGGCGUAUUUCCAGAUUGUCAAACAAAAUCCAUAUUUGUUCAGCCCUCUGGACAUGCAUGGGUAACUGACAAUGAAGGGCGUAUAAAUGUUAUCAGAUACAUAGAAUAA